AUGUUUGCUCUUCGAACUGCUGCUCGACCCGCUGCCCGAAGCGUGGGCGCUACCCGAAACUAUGCCACUCUUCGAGAGAUCGAGAUGCGACUCAAGUCCAUUAAGAACAUUGAGAAGAUUACCAACACCAUGAAGAUUGUUGCCUCCACCAAGCUCGGUAAGGCCCAGCGAGCCAUGGCCACCUCCAAGGUCUACAACGAGGCCUCCGAGAAGGUUUUCGAGAACUCCGAGACCGCUGUGCCUGAGAACAUCGAGAAGCGAUUGUGGGUUGUUGUCUCCUCCGAUAAGGGUCUGUGUGGUUCCAUCCACUCCCAGCUUGCCCGAACCGUUCGACGAAAGCUGCUCGACUUUGAGUCCGGCGAGAAGCUCAUUGACAUUGUUGCUGUCGGUGAGAAGAUCAAGGCCCAGCUCGGCCGAUCUAACCCCGAGCAGAUGCGUCUGUCUUUCGGUGGAACCGGUAAGGAGGCCCCCACCUUCGAGGAGGCUGCCCACAUUGCUGACGAGAUUCUUGCUCUCGACACCCAGUACGACGACAUUGAGAUUGUCUACAACAAGGUCCUGUCCGGUAUCUCUUUUGAGCCCAUCAUGAAGGAGUCCUACUCCGCCAAGGCCAUUGAGGACGCCCCCAAGUUCGGCCAGUACGAGCUCGAGGACGACGUUGUCAAGAACCUUGCCGACUUCUCUCUGGCCAACACCAUCUACGCCGCCAUGGCCGAGGGCCACGCUGCUGAGAUCUCUGCUCGACGAAACGCUAUGGACAACGCUUCCAAGAACGCUUCCGAUAUGAUCAACAAGUACUCCAUUCUGUACAACCGAACUCGACAGGCUGUCAUUACCAACGAGCUGGUCGACAUUAUUACCGGUGCCUCUUCUCUUGAGUAA
Molecule: messenger RNA, 882 nt
Organism: Yarrowia lipolytica CLIB122
Lineage: Eukaryota; Fungi; Ascomycota; Dipodascomycetes; Dipodascales
Biological process (GO): proton motive force-driven ATP synthesis
Molecular function (GO): proton-transporting ATP synthase activity, rotational mechanism
Source: RefSeq, a predicted model, not a curated record